Thalassophryne amazonica is the source of this 4467-nucleotide messenger RNA. RefSeq names its product potassium channel, voltage gated eag related subfamily H, member 7 (gene kcnh7a). NCBI's taxonomy places the organism in Eukaryota, Metazoa, Chordata, Actinopteri, Batrachoidiformes, Batrachoididae. Gene Ontology annotation, biological process: potassium ion transmembrane transport; membrane repolarization during action potential. Gene Ontology annotation, cellular component: membrane. The record is from RefSeq and is a predicted model, not a curated record. Gene Ontology annotation, molecular function: inward rectifier potassium channel activity.
CGCACAGGCAGACGCGCACAUAACGCUCGCGGCGCUUCCGAGGAGCGGCGGUGAGAUGUCGGUUCGACUGCGGCGGGCCGACUCGACUCCUUUGUGCGUUACGUCGGAGAGGAGCCCGUGCCAUGCGCGCGGCCGGGGGCGCGUCGGAGCUGAAAUAAGGGAGACACGCGGAGGGGCCCCGAUCCGUGCGGGGAUGACUGAGUGGUGACAAAGAAAACCGGGGAGCCCCUCUGGCUUCGGCUCACAGCCGCUUCUACUUGACCGAAGGCGCUUCGAGCAGCCAAAGAUUUGUUUGUUUGUUUGUUUCCGAUCAUCUUUAUUUGCGCAGGAGAACCAUGCCUGUCCGGAGGGGCCAUGUUGCGCCACAAAACACAUUUUUGGGAAUAAUUAUUCGGAAAUUCGAAGGACAAAAUAAGAAAUUUGUCAUCGCAAACGCCCGGGUGCAGAACUGUGCCAUCAUCUACUGUAAUGACGGCUUCUGCGAGAUGACCGGCUUCUCCAGGCCUGACGUCAUGCAGAAGCCGUGCACCUGCGACUUCCUGCAUGGCCAGUUCACCAGCCGGCACGCGGUGGCCCAGGUGGCCCAGGCGCUGCUGGGCUCGGAGGAACGCAAAGUGGAGAUCACCUACCACCGCAAGGACGGUUCCAAGUUCCAGUGCGCCACUCAUAUCAUUCCCGUAAAGAAUGAAGAAGGCGUGGUUAUGAUGUUCAUCCUGAACUUUGACUACAUCCUGGAGGAAGGCAGCAGUGACUCAUUGGAGAGACUUAACCACACCUCACCAUCCAAAGCUGAGCAACGGAGAGGGAGAUUCUUUCGCUUUCGUCUGCCUGCCUUACGUCUCUUGGGUAUCAGCAAGCAGUCUCUGCCACAGGAAGACCCUGAUGCUGUCAUGGUGGAUUCCCCGCGUCAUAGUGAUGGCUCAGUGGUAACACGUGACUAUCCACUACCUACAACACGUGAAAGCUGCAGUCCCUCCUAUGUCAAUGACACCCGUGCCCUCAUUGCCCCCAGCCACUGUUCUACCCCUCUGUCUGGGCCUUUGGACCACUCAUCUCCCAAACACCCUUGGGACCAGUUGUACCCAGACAAGGUCAUUGCCCAGACCCAACGCCCAAGCCAAGAGAACACGCUUAUUGUAGCUCCAUCAAUCGCAGGCCUCACGCCAACUGCUUCCAGAGAGAGCAUGUGUAGUAUCCGUAGAGCCUCUUCAGUACAUGACAUGGAAGGUUUUGGGUCCAACUCUAAGAUGACUUUCAGGGAUCGACAUGCCAGUGAAGGGCCGCUCAGCCAAAUCAAAUCCAGCCUCCUUGGCUCCACCUCUGACUCAAAUCUUAACAAGUACAGCACCAUCAACAAGAUACCGCUCAUCACGCUCAACUUCUCAGAAGUCAAUGACAAGAAAUGUCCCUCCCCUCCAUCCUCUGAGAAAACCAUCAUCGCCCCGAAGGUCAAAGACCGCACGCACAAUGUCACCGACAAAGUAACCCAGGUUCUUUCUCUGGGUGCCGAUGUGCUGCCCGAGUACAAACUCCAAACUCCACGGAUUGACAAAUGGACCAUCCUCCACUAUAGUCCUUUCAAAGCCGUGUGGGACUGGCUGAUCCUGCUGCUGGUUAUCUACACCGCGAUCUUCACGCCGUAUUCUGCCGCCUUCCUCCUCAAUGACAUUGAGGAGCAGAAAAGGAGGGAAUGUGGCUACUCCUGCUCACCGCUCAACGUUGUGGAUCUGAUUGUGGAUAUUAUGUUCAUUGUGGACAUUUUGAUCAACUUCAGGACCACUUAUGUUAACGUCAACGAGGAGGUGGUCAGCCACCCAGCGAAGAUUGCCAUCCAUUACUUCAAAGGCUGGUUCCUCAUAGACAUGGUGGCCGCCAUCCCCUUUGACCUGCUCAUCUUUGGCUCAGGAUCUGAUGAGACAACCACUCUGAUUGGUCUGCUGAAAACGGCUCGUCUCUUACGGCUGGUGCGCGUCGCGCGUAAGCUGGACCGCUAUUCAGAGUAUGGUGCUGCUGUCCUAAUGCUGCUCAUGUGCAUCUUUGCCCUGAUCGCCCACUGGCUGGCCUGCAUUUGGUACGCCAUUGGAAACGUGGAGAAGCCAUACCUGGAACAUAAGAUUGGCUGGCUGGACAACCUGGGCGUGUCAAUAGGGAAAAAAUACAACUACAGUGACCCCAGCUCGGGCCCAUCCAUCAAAGAUAAGUACGUCACAGCGCUGUACUUCACCUUCAGCAGUCUGACCAGUGUAGGCUUUGGGAACGUGUCGCCCAAUACCAACUCUGAGAAGAUCUUUUCCAUCUGCGUCAUGCUCAUUGGAUCUCUGAUGUACGCCAGCAUCUUUGGGAAUGUGUCAGCCAUCAUCCAGAGGUUGUAUUCGGGCACGGCCAGGUAUCACCUCCAGAUGUUGCGGGUCAAAGAAUUCAUCCGCUUCCACCAGAUCCCCAACCCGCUGAGGCAGCGACUCGAGGAGUAUUUCCAGCAUGCCUGGACGUACACCAACGGCAUCGACAUGAAUAUGGUCCUGAAGGGUUUCCCAGAGUGCCUGCAGGCAGAUAUCUGCCUUCACCUCAACAAGAGCCUCCUUCAAGACUGCAAAGCAUUCCGUGGGGCCACGAAAGGAUGCCUUCGGGCCUUGGCCAUGAGGUUUAAGACCACCCAUGCUCCCCCCGGGGACACCUUAGUCCACUGUGGAGAUGUGCUGACUGCGCUCUACUUUGUGUCCCGUGGCUCCAUUGAAAUCCUCAAAGAUGAUGUAGUUGUGGCCAUCUUGGGUAAGAAUGACAUCUUUGGUGAGAUGAUCCACUUGUUUGCCAAACCAGGCAAAUCAUGCGCAGAUGUGCGAGCGCUGAGCUACUGCGACCUCCACACCAUUCAGAGGGAUGAGAUUCUGGAGGUCCUGGAUAUGUAUCCAGAGUUCGCUGACCACUUCCUCACUAACCUGGAACUGACCUUUGACCUCCAUGAUGAAAACGCCAAGACAACGUACCCACAAACCUCUGACUGUAACAUGGAUGACAUCAAAUGUCGAAGACGAGUGUCCUACAGGAGGAAAUCUUCUGCAGGCUCCCACAAGGAGCUGGCGGCCACGGACUACGACACCCGACAGGGGAGACACAUCUACACCUGUUCCGCAGCCGAUCACAGGAGAGAGUCUGCAGCGGAGGGAGAGGAGGAUGAGGAGGAAGAGGAGGAGGAAGGCAGAGAGGAGGAGGAGGAGCAGAAGCCGCUGUGUUCUGGUGUGCUGGGAUACCCGGUGGUUCGAGACCACACCCUGGACAUUGGGCUGAGCGAGGCUGUAGAUGUUGACAAGACACAGAACCCAUCAUAUAAAGCUGUUCAUGCUGGAGAAAAACCCCAGAAGGACAAAUUUCUUUUCAGCAGCGGCUCAGUGAGAGACACACCGGCCGUGGAGGACGACAGCGACACAGUCACCUACGGGGAAGUGGAGCAACGGCUAGACCUGCUGCAGCAGCACCUCAACAGACUGGAGUCCCAGAUGACUGCAGACAUCCAGGCGAUCCUGCAGCUGCUCCAGAAACAAACCGCCAUCGGUCCGCCAGCCUACAGCACAGUCACCUCCAGCCCCGAUUACCAGAGGCCAGCCAUCAGGGUUCAACUGGUGUCUGCCAGCCAGACAGAACUCCGCCUCGGCCCUGCACCACCUCCUUCUCAGAGUUUGUUGCCAGGUACGGCACAGAACAAAUCCAAAGAAUCCUUGCCGGUCCUCCUUCACCAAGAGACUCUACAGGAAGGGAGCUUUUCUGGACUGCGCGAGAGAGACAUGAAGCCAGAUCAGAGACACAAACAAAACAACAUGGACUGCCUGGAGCAACGACGACAGCAGCACCAGCCGGCGAGGUUCUCGCCAGGCCGACAAGCGUCGCUCCCCGACGUCCCGAGCAGCUCAGGAAUGUUGGGACUCCACAGGCCAGUGUCUGACCCGGGGCUUCCAAGAAAGUAGGCCUCCUCCUCCUCCUCACCCUUGGACACUGGCUGAAGGUCUUCUCUCAAGCUUGACUCAGGGUCUAAGAAAGAGACUGAAUAUGCAAAGGAAAAAAAAAAAAACCUCUAGACUUUUUUCCAUUCCUUUUCAGGAUCCCGUCCAAGCCCAGCCCUGCUGAUUAAAUGUGUAAAGUCCAUUUAUACAGAGGUAUUUAUACACUAUAUUAUUAUUAUUAUCUUACUGUAAAGUCAUUGCCCGUGUACAUAUUCCAAAUAGAACACUGCCAGCAACACAAGGCACCUGAUGUGCAUUUUCUAAAAAGCGAUAUGCAUGUUUUCUUUCUGUUGCAUGUUCCACACAAACACUGCAGCGCACCAAGUAAUCAGGUGUGAUCUCAGCAUGCUUACAGACUCCUGUAGCUACAAGUACCGUUUUCUAGAUCUCCUCCCUCUUUGGCAGGGAGAAACCUACUUGAAACUCUUCGAGGCAUUUGUCACUCCUUCACACACACACACACACACACACA